AUAUUUAGAGGGUCCGUAAUGGUUUUGUUGAUCUUUUUUAUGAGUAUAGGAGUGAUUCUUCUGAUUCUAUGAGUAGCAUUGCACUUGUUUCUGAAAAUAGUAGCUCAAGUGGUAGUCAGUUGCUUGUCGGUUCUUCGAAACAAGAAAGUUUGGCUGCUUUUCAUGCGUGGUAUGCCCAAGAACGUGCUUCUAACAUUCAUGCCUAUCAAAAAUCAGAGGUGGAGCAAUACUUGGAGGAGUUGGUGUUUCCAAGUAAUGAGAGCUUCAAUAUUCUACAUUGGUGGAAAGUGAAUAAAGCAAAAUUUCCUACUUUGGCAAGGAUAGCUCGUGAUGUUUUAAGUGUUCCUGCUACUACGGUUGCAUUAGAGGCGGCGUUUAGUGUAGGAGGUAGGGUGAUUGAUGAGACACGUGCUUCAUUACUUCCAGAUAUUGUGGAGGCCUUGAUCACUUGCCAUGAUUGGAUUGAAUCAACCAAAAAUAGAAAUGUAGAAGAAUGCAGACAUGAGUAGAUGGAUUGAAUUGAAUCGAAUCACUUGAAGUAGAUGGGUAAAUAUGGUUCAGAUUAUGGGGCUUGUCCCAUGCCUUUAUAGUGAUCUAUGAAAUUCGUAUCUGACAUAAUUUGAUAAUCUGUUUGCAUAUUAAGGUAAUA
Camellia sinensis is the source of this 649-nucleotide messenger RNA. NCBI's taxonomy places the organism in Eukaryota, Viridiplantae, Streptophyta, Magnoliopsida, Ericales, Theaceae. The record is from RefSeq and is a predicted model, not a curated record.